AAUAAUCAGAAUGCGUUGCAUUUGACAAGAAUGACAAUAACAGAUAAGAAGGUGACAUAAAAGCAUGAUUUGAACAAAAGCUUAGGGAAAAAUGAAGUUGGAUACUGUUUGGAGCUCCCUAGGACUAUCUGUCAUUGGUCGGGUUGCCCUUCUUUUGUACGGCGAGUGGCAGGACAGAACAAUGGCCGUAAAAUUCACUGACAUAGAUUACUAUGUCUUCACAGACGCUUCUCGACUGAUGCACCAGAAUAUGUCCCCAUACUACCGUCCGACAUACCGUUAUACACCGCUUCUUGCAUGGAUGCUGCAGCCCAAUGUCACUCUGAUGCAGAUGUUUGGAAAACUUGUCUUUGUCUUCUUUGAUGUGGUCACUGGUUAUUUGAUAUAUUCUUUACUGAGGUCACAGGGGUUCAAGGAAACAUUAAGUAAUGUGUGUGCUUGCUUCUGGCUCCUGAAUCCUCUUGCUGCCACUGUGUCCACUCGAGGUAAUGCUGAAUCCAUCAUGACGUUUUUGGUGCUUUUGACAUUAAGGUUGCUUCAAGGUCGAAGAUAUAUCCUUGCAGCCAUUUCAUAUGGCUUGUCAAUCCAUUUCAAGAUUUACACUAUAACCUAUGCAAUGCCAGUUUACUUUAUGUUAAAUGAAGAAAAGUUGGUGAAUUUGAGCAGAAAAGGACACAGACUUGAGCAGUGUGUUGGGUAUAUUUGGCCCACUGGCAGACGUGUCUAUUUUGGUGUCGUAGUGGCGUUUGUACUUCUAGCACUGACUGGUUUGUACUAUCACUGGUAUGGCUGGGCUUUUCUCGACAAUACUUACCUGUAUCAUAUUGGCAGAAAAGACAUUCGACACAAUUUCUCGCCAUACUUUUAUUUAAUCUACUUGACAGCAGAAUCUCCUCACUCCUCCGUUCUUGCCUUGCUGGUAUUCAUUCCACAACUCAUUCUUAUUGUCACCUUCUCCAUAAAAUUCUACAUGGAUCUCCCUCUGUGCUGGUUCCUUAUCACAUUUGUAUUUGUGACCUACAACAAAGUAUGCACAUCCCAGUAUUUCUUGUGGUACUUGUGUCUCUUGCCUGUUGUCCUCCCAAACUUACGGAUGUCACUGAGGAGAGGAGUGGCCUUAAUAAUACUUUGGUUUAUUGGUCAGGGCUUGUGGCUCCUUCCAGCAUAUGGCCUGGAGUUUGAAGGAUUCAAUAUGUUCAUGUAUAUUUGGUCAGCAGGAAUAUUUUUCUUCUUCAUCAACAUAUACAUAGUGACAGCUAUAUUGGACAAUUAUACGGCCAAGCCACACACAAAAUCUCUAUAACAUACUAAGGACCAUAUUAGAUAAUUAUACAGCUAAACCUUUCACAAAAUCUCUGUCAAAUAGAGACAGCCAUGUUGGACAACUACAUGUAUACUGUUAAUUUUCACACAAAAUCUCUAUGAUAUAUAGGCAGCCAUAUCACACAAUUAUACAGAGCCUCAAAACCAACUCAGUGAUAGAAACUAUUUACAAAUGAUUUCAAUGUGAUUUAAAGAUAGAGAGUAGUAAUUGGUAAUGAAAUUUAUUGGUCCUUUUUCAAAGGUCACCACCCAAAUUCUUGUGUCCUGGACUUCGUCUGAUGGACUCUAUCCAUCUCAACUGCCAAAUCUAGAUAUUGGUUAAUUACAGGUUUUCCGCCUCCUGGACUUGUCUUUUCACUAGGUGUUGUCUCAGUUAUAAAUACAAAUUACAUUUUCAUUGCUUAAUACUUACAGUGAAGGGACAGGGCUAGUUAGAAGACUAUGAAACCUUGGCAUCAAGUGAUGGCAAUUUAUUGUGACACUAUGUACUUCACAGCAAUUCAUUUUCAAUAAAACAACGAUUGAUUAAUUACUUUCCUUCAAAGUGUUUCAACAGUGUGACACAUUCAACUAUAAUUAAGUCAAGACCUCUUGAGCAGUCACCAUGAGGGUGUACAGGUAGAGAACUGUUCACUCAGGUACAGGCUAAUUUAGUUUUUACCUGACUGAUUUAGACAACAAUGCUUAUAAGAAUAUGAUUAUCUUCUAUUCUAAUUAAUUGAAAUGCCACACUAAUUGAAGUGUCUACUGAUCAUCUAUGAACAACUAAUUCUGAAGUAUAAUGCUAAAAUAGUGAAAACAUGAACUAUCUCUAAAAUAAGAAAAUGUCUUAAUACUGCAAUAUAUG
This is a messenger RNA of Ylistrum balloti, 2170 nucleotides long. Its product is annotated as GPI mannosyltransferase 1-like. The record is from RefSeq and is a predicted model, not a curated record. Lineage: Eukaryota; Metazoa; Mollusca; Bivalvia; Pectinida; Pectinidae. The coding region runs from base 92 to 1303 and encodes 403 amino acids. Gene Ontology annotation, molecular function: alpha-1,4-mannosyltransferase activity; GPI mannosyltransferase activity. Gene Ontology annotation, biological process: GPI anchor biosynthetic process. Gene Ontology annotation, cellular component: glycosylphosphatidylinositol-mannosyltransferase I complex; membrane. The transcript has 6 exons.